Molecule: messenger RNA, 1458 nt
Organism: Dermatophagoides farinae (American house dust mite)
Lineage: Eukaryota; Metazoa; Arthropoda; Arachnida; Sarcoptiformes; Pyroglyphidae
Source: RefSeq, a predicted model, not a curated record
UUCUUUUGAUAAAUAUACCAUUGUGAUAUUUGAUAAUUUCAUUUCUUAAUCAUUUUUUUUCAAUCAUAAUAAUGAAGAAUAAAAUUCUAAACGAUUUCAAACAAGUUGAUAAAACUAAUCUUGAACAAAUGACUUUUAAUCUUUGGAAUAAUACUUCCAUCGAUACAAGUAGUAGUGCUUCAAAUCAAUUUUUCGAAGUAUCAUCAACCGAUUCGGUGGAUUCGGCUGUUGGUGUUGAAAGACGUAAAUCAUGGCACGAAUCAACACAAUCACCAUUAUUAUCGCAAAUGACCAUAUCGAAUCGAUUGUCGAUAAAUGAUUCGGGUCAGAAUCAAUCAUUGAUGCCUAUCAAUCAUCCAUCAUCAUCAAAUUUGGUGAUGGAUGAUUCAUUUAUGAAUCAAAUGUGUACAUUGUAUAUCGAUAUGUCAUUCGAUGAUCGUGUAUUUUUUGGCGUACAUAAUUUUUUCCUAUUGAAAUGCUCAUUAUCAGAAAGCCAAUGUAAUGUUGAUUUUUCAGCCACUAACAAUAAGGUAUCGAUCAUUGGUAAAUCGGAAAAUGUGGCCAAAAUGUGUAAAUCAUUCUUUCUGCAUUCAACAUUUGCAUUGCAAUUUGAAUUCUAUUUUUACGAUGAAAUAUCCUGUGCUGAAUAUAUGAAAGAACGUUUUCCGUCAUUGCAAAAAGAAUAUGAAAAAUGGGAUGUCUAUAUAUCGUAUCGUCCAGAUAGGCCGAACACAUUGUUGUUCAAUUUUUUAACAUUUCGAAAAUUUUUCGUUCGACUCAUACAAACAAUGAUCAAUUUUCAGAUGCAAUUGGAAUUCUAUCAAUUAGGCCGAGUAUUGCCAAAUUUUAUGAGCACAUUACAAGUGCCGAUUACACGUCGUGAUGCAAAUGUGAUCAACGCUAGCUAUUUGGAAUCGAUUGAAAACGAAACCGGUACUAAAAUCAAAUUGAUUCGUUAUCAUGAUUGUCAACAUUAUCCAUUCGAAAAUGUCAUCAUCACUGGUGCGGAUAUUCUUUCAGUCAUACAGGCUCGUUGGUUGAUCACAACUCGUUUUGAAUAUGAAUUAAAUUUUCAGGUUUUUGUUUCUGAUACAACAAUGUUGGUAAAAUGUAUUUCAAGUCUGAACUAUGAUCGAAGUUCGAUCGAAGUCACCAUAUCGCCAUGUGUAUCGAACCCGAGUUUGGACUCGAAAAUUCUAUCAAUCAAAACAAAUGAAAAACAUAUUGAUAAAAUAUUUUCCAUUCACAAGGAACUUAUUGAUUCGAUGAUUAUUAAUGGCGUUAUUUCCGAACAUCGUAUGUGAUCAAAUCAACCACUGUUUAUUUUUUUUUUUUGAUUGUCAUUUUUUUCUAUCAAUCAUUCUAUAUCCAUAUAACAAUUUAUUAUGUUUUUUCUUUCUUUCAAUUGAACUAAUUCUUUCAGUCAAAAUAAAAACCAACAAAUUUCAAUAAUUAUAA